AACCAUGUUAACAAACAACAAGUUGGACUGUGGAGUGUAAAUUAUAUUUGUGAUGUUAAUAUUAAAGUGAAUAGUGCUUUGAUAUCCAUUAACUAAACUCUUAAUUGCAAUUUACCGGAAUCGCCAAGAACGACGACUUUUACUUUCUCAAUUGCAGCCAUUCACAGGUAAUAUGACUGAGGAGCGCCUAGUAACAGAGGUGCCCAGUAGUUUGAAACAUUUGGCUCGGCUUGUCGUCCGGGGGUUCUACACGAUAGAAGAUGCCCUUAUCGUCGACAUGUUAGUCAGAAACCCUUGUAUGAAGGAAGACGAUAUUUGCGAACUGUUAAAAUUCGAACGCAAAAUGCUAAGAGCCAGAAUAGCAACGUUGAAAAACGAUAAAUUUAUACAAGUCAGAUUAAAAAUGGAAACAGGUCCCGAUGGCAAGGCACAGAAAGUGAACUAUUACUUUAUAAAUUACAAGACGUUUGUGAACGUGGUGAAGUACAAAUUAGACCUGAUGCGCAAACGGAUGGAGACGGAGGAACGCGACGCCACCAGCCGCGCGAGCUUCAAGUGUCCCGCAUGUGGGAAGACCUUCACAGACCUCGAGGCGGAUCAACUUUAUGACAUGAUGACUCAAGAAUUCCGGUGUACAUUUUGUAAUCAAGUCGUCGAAGAGGACCAAUCGGCGCUACCGAAGAAGGACUCGAGGUUACUGUUGGCCAAAUAUAACGAACAGUUGGAGCCUCUGUACAUACUCCUGCGAGAAGUGGAAGGAAUCAAACUGGCACCGGAGAUAUUGGAGCCUGAACCUGUGGAUAUUAACACUAUCAGAGGAUUGACAUCAAAGCAGCCACUAGCGCGGCCUUCAGGCGAGCAAUGGUCGGGUGAAGCUACACGGAACAUGGGGCUGGCGGUGGAGGAGACACGCGUGGAUGUUACUAUCGGCGAGACGGAUACCAACGCCGACGCCGCAGCGCAGCGCAAGGAGCGCCCCGUCUGGAUGGUCGAGAGCACCAUCGUUACCAACGACCAGAACGAAAACGCGCAAUCGGCAGACGCUGCGUUGGAGAAAGCGGCGAGCAACGCAAGCAACGCCAAAGUUGCCGGCAAAGAGAAGAACGACGACAUUAUGUCUGUCUUACUGGCUCACGAGAAACAAAAUACAGGAACCUCGGCUACGAAUGCCUUGAAAGAUGAAAGCUCAGAUUCCAGCGAUAACGAAUCAAAAGACCCGUACAAACUCAAAGACGAAUUGCCUGCUGUGGCUGAAAUGGAGAGCGAGGAUUCCGACUCGGAUGACAACGCCCCUACGGUGAUGGUGAACGGCAAGGCCGUUCCUUUGACCAGCAUAGACGAUGACGUCAUCGCCCAGAUGACGCCCGCAGAGAAGGAGACCUAUAUACAAGUCUACCAGGAGUACUACAGUCAUAUGUACGAUUAGAUUAUAGGUAAGAGAAAAUGUUAUAAAUAAAACGUCAUAAGAGAA
Pectinophora gossypiella (pink bollworm) is the source of this 1471-nucleotide messenger RNA. It is a transcript of the gene TfIIEalpha, whose product is annotated as general transcription factor IIE subunit 1. Gene Ontology annotation, cellular component: transcription factor TFIIE complex. The record is from RefSeq and is a predicted model, not a curated record. The transcript has 9 exons. Gene Ontology annotation, biological process: transcription open complex formation at RNA polymerase II promoter; transcription initiation at RNA polymerase II promoter. Lineage: Eukaryota; Metazoa; Arthropoda; Insecta; Lepidoptera; Gelechiidae. Bases 173 to 1426 code for a protein of 417 amino acids.